Euleptes europaea (tarantolino) is the source of this 768-nucleotide messenger RNA. Its product is annotated as transmembrane ascorbate-dependent reductase CYB561. The transcript is spliced from 5 exons. Lineage: Eukaryota; Metazoa; Chordata; Lepidosauria; Squamata; Sphaerodactylidae. The record is from RefSeq and is a predicted model, not a curated record. Gene Ontology annotation, molecular function: oxidoreductase activity. Gene Ontology annotation, cellular component: lysosomal membrane. Bases 4 to 768 code for a protein of 254 amino acids.
AGCAUGGAGGAUUUGGCUGCCCCUGCGCCCCCCUCAGGGGGCUUCACCUACCUGGUGGCCACCUCACAGGCCUUGGGCCUGGCUGUGAUCCUGGUCUUGGGGGCCUGGAUUGGAGUAUAUCGUGGGGGCAUCGCUUGGGAGAGCUCAGAGCUGCAGUUUAACAUCCAUCCGCUGUGCAUGAUUGUCGGAAUGGUGUUCUUGCAAGGAGACGCCCUCCUGGUUUAUCGCAUUUUCAGGAACGAGAGCAAGCGUUCGACCAAGAUCCUGCAUGGCCUCCUCCAUGCCCUGGCGCUGGUCAUUGCCCUGGUUGGUCUGAUUGCUGUCUUUGAAAACCACAAGAAAAAAAACGCUCCGAAUAUGUACAGCCUCCAUAGCUGGUGUGGAAUUGCUGCUUUUAGCUUCUACUUGCUACAGUGGCUGCUCGGACUGGUCUUUUUCCUCUGCCCCGGCGUUUCGUUCUCGGUCCGCAGCAGAUACAAGCCACAGCACGUGUUUUUCGGGGUCUUCCUCCUCAUCCUUUCCAUCACCACCUCACUGCUGGGGAUCGUGGAGCUGCUGCUCUUCAAGAUAAGGCAGGUCUACAGUUCACUCGUCCCUGAAGAAGUCUUGGCCAACAUCUUGGGUCUGUUGCUGGUGGCCUUUGGGGCAGCCCUGGCCUACAUUCUGACCCGGGACGAGUGGCGAAGACCCCCCUUGGCUGAGGAGCUGGCCCUGUCCAUGGAUUUCAAAACCCUCACGGAAGGAGAGAGCCCAGCAGGCCCCCACUGA